CUUGCAGAUUCACUCGUGCCCUUGGAGGUUAAGCCUGGUAUUUCCUUAGCAACAGUUUCUGCUGUAUUGCAUACUAAAGACAACAAGCAUGUUCUGCAGCUCCCCCCAAAGCCUCCUCAACCUCCCACCAGCAAGAAGAGAAAGCGAGUGAGUGAUGACGUGCCGGAGUGUAAACCUUUGAAGCCGUUGCUGAGCGGCUCCAUUCCUGUGGACCAGUUUGUGCAGACACUCGAGAAGCAUGGUUUCAGUGACGUGAAGGUGGAGGACACAGCCAAGGGUCACAUCGUACUCCUCCAAGAGGCAGAAACCCUCAUUCAGAUUGAAGAGGACUCCACACACAUCAUCUGUGACAACGAUGAACCUUUGAGGGUGAAGCUGCGUGACCUGGUUCUCAAAUUCCUGCAGAAAUUUUAGCUCAUGGACAUCAUGCUGCUCUGCAAGGAGAGACCAGAGAUAAGAGCUUUCCAGAGGGUGACCACAGGGAGAGAGAAUUUCUUGAUUCAAAGAGACCAGAAACCACCUUCCCCUUCAUAGAGACGCAAGGAAGUAUUUUUAAUAUCUUAUCUAUUUUUUAAAUUUUAUUUUUAACUGGUUUUGGAAUACUUUGGAGGAGAUUCCUGUUCUGUAAAAUUGGGAGUUGGAAUGUUAUAGCAGAUACAGACUGCAGAGUAAAUUAACUAGAGUGUAUAUUUACCAGGU
Antrostomus carolinensis (chuck-will's-widow) is the source of this 699-nucleotide messenger RNA. RefSeq names its product integrator complex subunit 9 (gene INTS9). The record is from RefSeq and is a predicted model, not a curated record. Lineage: Eukaryota; Metazoa; Chordata; Aves; Caprimulgiformes; Caprimulgidae. Gene Ontology annotation, biological process: snRNA 3'-end processing. The annotation marks the transcript as partial. Gene Ontology annotation, cellular component: integrator complex. The transcript has 3 exons.